Messenger RNA from Durio zibethinus, 830 nucleotides. NCBI's taxonomy places the organism in Eukaryota, Viridiplantae, Streptophyta, Magnoliopsida, Malvales, Malvaceae. The record is from RefSeq and is a predicted model, not a curated record.
UAACCUCAAAAUAACCCACAUUUCCCUCUGACACAAAAUCAUGGCUGCUGAAUCAUUCGCCUUUAACAUUGCAGAAAAAGUCCUUGAUAAACUAGCCACUAUUGCCUAUCAAGAAAUUUGUCGAGUUUGUGGUGUCCAAAGUGACCUUGAGAAGCUUAAGAAGACGUUAACUACUAUCAAAGCUGUGCUUUUGGAUGCUGAAGAAAAACAGACUCAUGACAAUCAGCUGCGGAUUUGGCUACAAGAGGUGAAGGAUGCCUGUUAUGAUGCAGAAGAUGUGUUGGAUGAAUUUGAAAUUGAAGCAUUGCGGAAGCAAGUUCUGAAACAGAGGGGCUUUGGAAAGAAGGUAACCAAUUUCUUUUCAAGCUCAAACCCAAUUGCAUUUCGCUUUCGGAUGGCCCAUAAGAUGAAAAAAGCUACUGAGAGGUUUGGUGAGAUUGCUGCUUUGAAAAAUAACUUUCAUCUCACUGAAAGGCAUGAUGGCACUAGCCAUGUCGUGCGCUUGGACAGAGAAACCCACUCCUUUGUACAAGCAGCAGAUAUCAUCGGCAGAGAUGAAGACAAAAAAAAAAUCAUAACAACUUUGAUGCAAGAUCCAACAGAUGGAAAAGACACACAUGUGCUUCCUAUAGUUGGAAUUGGAGGUCUUGGAAAGACUGCCCUUGCAAAGUUGGUGUUCAAUGAUGAAAGUGUGGGUAGGCAUUUUGACUUGAAGAUGUGGGUGUGUGUUUCAGAUGAUUUUGAUUUGAAAACGCUAAUGAUAAAAAUGAUUAAAGCUGCAAAGGGAAGGGGUCGAUUGUAGUAACAUGGAUUUAGAGCAAUUACAGAAG